Molecule: messenger RNA, 300 nt
Organism: Rosa rugosa (rugosa rose)
Lineage: Eukaryota; Viridiplantae; Streptophyta; Magnoliopsida; Rosales; Rosaceae
Exons: 2
Coding region: 1-300 (99 amino acids)
Biological process (GO): mitochondrial respiratory chain complex II assembly
Cellular component (GO): mitochondrion
Source: RefSeq, a predicted model, not a curated record
AUGGCGACGAAUCUGAGCCGUCGAUUCUCAUCAACGAUCGUAACGAAAGCCGAGCCUCUGGCUCGCUUAGCUGUCAACUCAGUGAGCCGGCUCUUGUCCUCCUCGACCGGGCAAUCUCAACCGGAGCGCGAAAACGCGGAGGUGAAAUACGACGGAAGCGCCAAACCGGACGACAGAAAGAGUGAAAAGCCAACUGAGGAUGGUGAAGAUGAGUUGGACUUGAAUAAAGAGACGGGUGAGAUCGGCGGGUCGAAAGGGCCCGAGCCGACCCUGUACGGCGAUUGGGAAAAAAACGAUUAG